Molecule: messenger RNA, 2282 nt
Organism: Oncorhynchus mykiss (rainbow trout)
Lineage: Eukaryota; Metazoa; Chordata; Actinopteri; Salmoniformes; Salmonidae
Product: guanine nucleotide-binding protein subunit beta-5a
Biological process (GO): signal transduction
Molecular function (GO): protein binding
Source: RefSeq, a predicted model, not a curated record
UGGCAGCCUCCCUCUCGAAAACUGAGAAAGCAUCUUUUCUCUGACGUCAUGAGAGCUGCAUCAGCUGUGAGCCCCGCGUCCUUAGCUUGCAAAAUAUACUCUCUCUCCUUUUUUUUUUUGCUGCCCGCAUCUGCUCUGACAACGGGAAUAUAUAUGAUAUUUUCCACAAACCCUGAAAUGGCUACACAGGAGGUACAACCGAAUGAGACUCUCACCAACCUAAAAGCGGAAUCGGACACGUUGAAAACGAAGCUCGAGGACGAAAGAGCGAAGCUGCAUGAUGUUGAACUACACCAGGUGGCAGAGAAGGUGGAUGGACUGGGCCAGUUUAUCAUGAAGACCCGGCGUACUCUGAAGGGACAUGGAAACAAAGUUCUCUGCAUGGACUGGUGUAAGGACAAGAGGAGGAUCGUCAGCUCAUCACAGGAUGGAAAAGUGAUUGUAUGGGAUGCCUUCACCACUAACAAGGAGCAUGCAGUGACCAUGCCGUGCACCUGGGUGAUGGCCUGUGCCUACGCCCCCUCUGGAUGUGCAGUGGCCUGUGGGGGUCUGGACAACAAGUGCUCUGUGUACCCUCUUUCGUUGGACAAGAAUGAGAACCUGGCAGCGAAGAAGAAGUCUGUCGCCAUGCACACCAACUACUUAUCUGCCUGUAGCUUCACCAACUCAGACAUGCAGAUCCUGACGUCGAGCGGAGACGGAACCUGUGCAUUAUGGGAUGUGGAGAGCGGUCAGCUGUUGCAGAGUUUCCAUGGACACACCGCUGAUGUUCUUUGUCUGGACCUGGCUCCUUCUGAGACCGGCAACACCUUCGUCUCUGGGGGCUGUGACAAGAAGGCCAAUGUAUGGGACAUGCGCUCAGGCCAGUGCAUUCAGUCCUUUGAAACCCACGAAUCAGACAUCAACAGUGUCAGGUACUACCCCAGUGGAGAUGCAUUUGCCUCAGGCUCUGAUGAUGCGACAUGUCGUCUCUAUGACCUGAGAGCAGACAGAGAAGUGGCCAUUUAUUCCAAAGAGAGCAUCAUAUUUGGUGCCUCCAGUGUUGACUUCUCUCUCAGUGGCCGGCUACUGUUCGGUGGCUACAACGACUACACCAUCAACGUGUGGGAUGUCUUGAAGGGGACGAGGGUGUCCAUCCUGUUUGGACACGAGAACCGUGUCAGCACUCUGCGUCUGUCUCCCGACGGAACGGCCUUCUGCACGGGGUCAUGGGACCACACGCUCAGGAUCUGGGCUUAAAGAAAAGGACACAGAAGAGGAACAACUAACCUCAAUGGUAGAUAGAUGGGAUCCAGUUGUAAACUAAGAGACAGACGUGUUCCACUCGGCUUGAAUACAAUCCGAGGUUCAGAUUCAGAUGAACAUAGAUACAGUGGUAAAGGGCAGACAUUGUCUUACUGUAGUGGUGUGUCAGGGUACAUUUGAACCGUGGUCUUGGACAAGUUAACAGUCAUUAUCAAACAAAACAAAACAAAAAACCCGCAAAAUGAUACACUUUUUUUUUUUACGAGCUUUAAUAACGUAUCACAUUAAGUAUUUUAGAUCGCGCAAGGUCAAUAUAUCUUAAUGAAAUUCAUAAUCACACACAGAAUGAUGAUAUAGCUACUCUAGUCUUAAGCAGAUGGUCCAAAGAGAACUAGUGUGAAGUGGAUGGUGAUCAAUAACAAAGUUGGAAAUGAAUCUAGUGGUGAAUAUACAGAGAGUAAAAGAUUUAGAGGAAGAAUGUCUUCAAUAACCUAAUGUAUAAGAUGUAGUAUGAUGCCAUGUUUAGAUUUGAGAUAUGAUGGAAAAACAGUUCAUACAUUUGGAACCAAACCCUCAAGAGUCACUAAGUCAUCUUGGUUGAUGCCAGGACAAAUCCUCUUGGUUGAUGCCAGGACAAAUCCUCUUGGUUGAUGCCAGGACAAAUCCUCUUGGUUGAUGCCAGGACAAAUCCUCUUGGUUGAUGCCAGGACAAAUCCUCUUGGUUGAUGCCACAUUUUCCAUUCUAAUACUUGACCCUUCGAGUUCCUUUCCACCUGUGGAUUUCACUUACUGCUUGAGAUGUUCACAUGACAAACACUAGAUAAUAUCUAGCUGACGUGAAUAUACGACCUUUUGUGAAUACCUACUUAUUUAAAUUCUUAGACUUAUGUAUUCCUGUUCAUGUAAUUAUUCUGAUGAUUGUAAUUUGAUAAUUUAUUGUAAUUAUUAUAUUGUAGUUUAGUGUAUAUACAAAGUUACAUGAUACAAUAAACUAUUCACCUAUACCACACAAAAGUAAUAAAAUUAAUUUGGACUAU